AUGGGAGGUUGGAUAAUCAAAAUCAAAUGGGAGGAUGCGAGUUGACGAAGAAUCGCUGAGAUCAUCAUGUUUCAUGGUUCCAACAUGAUAACUAGGAUCAGGUUUGACUCUGUUUCUUAUGUUUCUGUCCCUAUUCUUCUCACACCCACCAUUAGACCCACUUUCCAUUCUUCUGCUUCUGCCCCAUUUUUCACCAAACUCAAACCCACUUCACUCUUCGCUUCUUCUUACUCCUUCUUCUCCGCCACUACCCCACCACGAUCCACCAUGCUUCACCACGACCCUCUUGUCUCCGACAUCUAUGCCACUGCUCUUUCUGUCGUCGUUGCCUUGUCCUCCCUUAGAUUGUGGCAAGAAACUGCUAAACGAGGCCUCUUUGACCAGAAAUUAAAUAGGAAACUUGUACAUAUAACCAUUGGGCUGUUAUUCAUGCUCUGCUGGCCACUUUUCAGUACAGACAAUAGGGCUUCAUUCUUUGCUGCUCUCAUUCCGGGAGUCAAUAUAAUUCGUAUGCUUGUUACUGGACUUGGAAUAUGGAAAGAUGAGGCCACAGUGAAAUCAAUGAGCAGAUUUGGAGAUUACAGGGAACUUCUUAAAGGACCACUGUAUUAUGCCACGACUAUUACUUUGGCAUCCAUAAUAUACUGGAGAACUUCACCUAUUUCCAUUGCUGCAAUAUGUAAUCUGUGUGCUGGAGAUGGCAUCGCUGACAUUGUUGGAAGGCGAUUUGGUGGUAAAAAGAUACCUUACAACCAAAACAAGUCUUACGCUGGUUCAAUUGCAAUGGCAUUAGCUGGAUUCUUAGCUUCUGUUGGGUAUAUGUGGUAUUUUUCCUCAUUUGGAUUUAUUGAGGGAAGCUGGAACUUGGUUCUACGUUUUCUAAUUGUGUCCACUGUCUCAGCACUUGUGGAGUCCCUUCCUAUCAGCACAGCGCUUGAUGACAACCUAACAGUUCCCCUCACUUCCAUAUUGGUGGGAAGUAUCGUUUUCUGAGAUUAAGCAUAUUGUUGUAAAACAAAUCAGCAAAUUUUAGGAAUUGGUUCUUUACAUCUUUCAUUCUGGUUAGAAUGUUUAUUCUAUUUCUAUACAUUAAGUAGCCUAUGUUGUUUAACAGAUAAAACACAUUGGUUCUUGUAGUGUAUCUUCACCAUCAAUACUAUAAGACAAUUUUAACUCUUAUGUAUGUUAUAUACAUGAAUGCUUACAAUUCUGGUUCACAACCCAGCUAUGGAUAUAUCGGAUUAUAACCGCGAU
Abrus precatorius (Indian licorice) is the source of this 1254-nucleotide messenger RNA. Its product is annotated as probable phytol kinase 3, chloroplastic. The record is from RefSeq and is a predicted model, not a curated record. Gene Ontology annotation, molecular function: kinase activity. The transcript is spliced from 6 exons. The coding region runs from base 67 to 993 and encodes 308 amino acids. NCBI's taxonomy places the organism in Eukaryota, Viridiplantae, Streptophyta, Magnoliopsida, Fabales, Fabaceae.